Molecule: messenger RNA, 1287 nt
Organism: Suillus subaureus
Lineage: Eukaryota; Fungi; Basidiomycota; Agaricomycetes; Boletales; Suillaceae
Product: Fip1 motif-domain-containing protein
Exons: 7
Coding region: 83-952 (289 amino acids)
Cellular component (GO): mRNA cleavage and polyadenylation specificity factor complex
Molecular function (GO): RNA binding
Source: RefSeq, a predicted model, not a curated record
AGUCACGCCUUCAACCGGUGUUCUCUUUGACUUCGAGGUCGUUAACAUUUUGGGCCUUUGAAAGGUUGCGAAAAUCGUUGUAAUGGACGACGACGAUGCAUUCCUGUACGGCGAGCCCAGCUUCCAAGCAGAGGCACCAAAGGCAGAUUUAGCAACAAAUUUUGUGGUACAGGCAAUAUCGUUUGAAGCUGUGAAGGCAGUGUCAAAUGGGGUGGUCAAGGACCUCGAAGCCAAGGCUGAAGAAGAAGAACCGCCCUUUGGUCUGGGUGCUGAUGAGUCCGAAACUGGGGAAGAUAAUGCUGCGGGGGAGGAAGACUCUAGUGAUGAAGAUGACAUUGAGAUCAUCAUGGACCAACCUAUACGGUCUAUAGACAACCGACCAAAUGUUCCUCCUCGAGCUCCUGCUCCAAGCCGUUCCACAGGUGGUCCUCAGUCCACCCCCAACAGACCUCCUCCCACACACUCACAGUUGACAACUGAGUACACACCUCGUGAUAGGAAUGUACCACCUUCAAAAGCACCCCCUGUUCAUUCAGGAGGCACGCCCCAAACACCCUCUGUUCCCCGGGAGUCAGUCUCUGUUGCACCAGAACAGCCCGUGUUUCAUGAAGGUCUGGACCCUUCAACUCUUCCUCCUGCCAUUGCACCACCUUCACAUCCUUCUAUAAAUCCGGAUAUACCUGGCAUCCUUGAUGGCCACUCAAUACUUGAAGUCGACGUCAGCGCAAUGGCAGAAAAACAGUGGCGGCUUCCCGGGGCUGAUAUCAGCGAUUGGUUCAACUAUGGAUUCGAUGAAAUCUCUUGGGAAGCAUAUUGCUACAGAAGACGGGACUUGGGCGAACUCGCAAAUGUCCUCAAGACCAACGUACUCGUACGAUAUAUAGUGACUUGUUUGGUCCAUAGUCCUUACUUUUCUCCUAGAAUUUCGCAGCCAUGCCAGAAGAUCAGCUAAUAGCCUUACCCCCUGAACUCCGUACGAUGGUCAUGACGGGCGCCAACGCCAUGAUGAACACUGCUAGCCAGGGCAUGAUGGGACCAAGCGUCGGGAUGAAUCCCAUGAUGGAAAUGCCCGGUAUGGGACCUAUGAACAUGGGACCGAUGGGCAUGGGCAUGAAUGGCGAUAUGGGUAUGCAGAUGCAACCGGGGGGCCCGUUGAUGCCAGAUGGCCCCGUCCCCGGCCAGGGUCCAGUAGGGCAGAACGGCACGCCGGAGCAGGGUGUGCAGAUGGGCAUGCAGGACGGCUUCGGGCCGGGAAUGAUGGGCAUGGGUGGUGACUUUGGUAUGCAG